AUGCAAGUUGCAUUUGCCCAGUCAAAUCUGGCAGGACGUGCCAAGACUUGGGCACUGGGGCUCAAGCUGCACGACCCAUACGCGUUUGGGUCGUUGGAAGUCUUCAAGUCGCGGCUCAGACAAACGUUUGAACCGCCUAGAGCUGAGUUCAGAGCUCGAACCGAACUCUUGAAGCUCAAGCAGGGUAAGCGUGAUGUGCACGCUUACGCUCAACAUAUACGACAUCUCACGAGUUGUAUAAGUUCCAAUCCGGUGGAUGGACACACGUUGGUUUCGGUGUUCAUGCAGGGUCUUGCGGAUGGUCCCGUCAAGACUCACCUGUUCCGGCUUGAACUAGAUUCACUAGAACAAGCCAUUUCCAUUGCGGAGCAGGAAGACUUCAGUCUGAGACAGGCUCGCGCCAGCUCGACAUCAUAUCGUCAACCGAGACGAUAUGACAACGGAGGUCCAGAACCGAUGGAACUCUGUUAUGUAGAGAGCGAGAAGGCUCGCUCUACAGGCUACAAGAAGUUGCAGAGAUGCAACAGAUGUCAAAAGACAGGACACUAUGCUUACGAGUGUAGUGCCCCUCGUCCAGUGUCUCGCGACACUGGGCUUAACAACCGUCCACCCAUGAGAAAGGGGAAGGGACGAGGGUCCGCUGUUGGUGCAAAGACGCAACAACGGGAUGGACCGUCAAAAAACGGACAGGAUCAGUAG
This is a messenger RNA of Peronospora matthiolae, 699 nucleotides long. The record is from the annotation of a GenBank genome assembly. NCBI's taxonomy places the organism in Eukaryota, Oomycota, Peronosporomycetes, Peronosporales, Peronosporaceae.